This is a messenger RNA of Prosopis cineraria, 1691 nucleotides long. RefSeq names its product zinc finger protein ZAT9-like. Gene Ontology annotation, biological process: regulation of DNA-templated transcription. The record is from RefSeq and is a predicted model, not a curated record. Lineage: Eukaryota; Viridiplantae; Streptophyta; Magnoliopsida; Fabales; Fabaceae. The transcript has a single exon. The coding region runs from base 102 to 1238 and encodes 378 amino acids.
UGCACACACAUACUCUCUCUCUCCCUUUCAAUGAACAAAAUGUCAAUAAGCUCACAAGUCUGAACCCUUUUCUUUUUCCUCUGUGCUUUCCCUGGUUGAUCAUGGAGAAGCACAAGUGCAAGCUCUGCUUGAGAAACUUCUCUAAUGGCAGGGCCUUGGGAGGUCACAUGAGGUCUCACAUGGUGAACCUUCCUAUUCCUCCAAAACCAGAGGACCCACCACCACCGCCAUUAGUCCAACUCAGCUUCGAGGCCGAGUCUGCUUCGUCGUCUUCAUCAUCGUCCUCGGAAGAAGAAGAAGAUGAUAAAGGUCUCUGCUAUGGCCUCAGAGAGAACCCUAAGAGAAGCUUUCGCCUUGUGGAUCCAGAAUUUUCUUUCCCCGUCGUAGAAUCCGCCUCUGUAAUUCUUCAAGACAGAGAAAGCGAGACUGAGUCGUCCAAGAACCCAACUAGAACAAGAUCCAAAAGGGCAUGUAAUAAUAACCAAUUCCACCAUCAUCCGAAGAAGAUGAAACCAAGUAAUGAUCAUCAUCAUAAUCAUCACCAUCAUCAUCACAGUAAGAACAAGACUGAGCCGUCUUGGGUUGAACCUGAACUGUUGAGUUCGGUUUCUAAUGCGACCACCGAGGAAGAUGUCGCAUUUUGUCUUAUGAUGUUGUCGAGGGACAAAUGGAAGAGACAGGAAGUAAAAGACGAAGAAGAAGACGAAGAGGAAGAGGAAGCAGAAGACGACGAGGAGGACGAGGAAGACGACGAAGGAGACAGAUCUGUGGAAGAUUCUGAGGAAUUCUAUGACGAGAUGAAAUCAUCCAAGACGCGAUCAUCCGUUCGUGGAAGGUACAAAUGCGAGACGUGCAAGAAAGCGUUUCGAUCAUAUCAAGCAUUGGGAGGUCACAGAGCGAGUCACAAAAAAAUCAAAUCGGUCAUAUGUGAACCGGAAAUUGAGCAUGAAAAUAAUGCUCCCAUGGUGGCCGAGAAGAAAAUUCAUGAAUGUCCAGUUUGUUUCAGAGUGUUCGCUUCAGGUCAAGCUCUUGGAGGCCACAAGCGAACGCACGUGACUGGUUCUGCAACUCCGGUUCGAACCCCACCAACCAAGUUCGGAGAUAACAACAGUUUAAUAGAUCUUAACCUUCCUGCUCCAUUUGAGGAAGAUGAGAUUAGCCAAAUUGAAAAUUCUGCAGUUUCUGAUGCAGAAUUCCUCAAACCCAGUUCCCAUAUCGCUGGGGCACAAGUAGCUUGAUCGAUCAAGUACGAUGAUGAUGAUCUGAAAGGUAAACAUACAAACAAAAUUUUUGGUUGCAAUUUUUCACGUAUUUGUUCUGUUCUCGAAUUCUAACAGUAACAAUCCAGUUCUUCUGGGCUAUGUUUUUUUUUUUGGUAACAAAUGACUUAGAGAGCAUCCAUUAAUGGAGGACAAGGACAAGGACAAACCUUGGAUGUUUGUUGUUCUGUAAUUCUGAUUCAAACUUAAACUCUAUUUAUUUUUUAAUGUAAAAAAAUUGGAAUUUGUGGGAUUUAUUUCUUUAUGCUGAAGAAUUGUGAAGCGUGCGUGUUUUAGUGGGACUCUGUUUCAGCUACGAAGCAAAUACCCAGUAACUGUUGUUCCAUUGAUGGUGAAUAUUAAAUAGGAAAGUCAUUCAGCACAGGAAGCUAAGUUCAUCAAUCUUCUGAUAUAAUUAAUUCAAAAGCAACU